GGAGAGACAGACAGGAGGAGCGAGCGAGCUGAUGAAUGAUAGUGUCACAGGACUGUCUCACCUCGAUCAGCGGCGUUGGAGCUGUCAAGAUGGCUGUCCUGGGCUCCUGUUAAAGGACUGCGAUAAUUUCAUCCGUGAGACAGUGGCAGAUCAGCAAGUCAUUUCGUCGCGGCGGCGGUAGAAGUAUUUCACAUACACAGAGAUCUGCAGAUGGGUCAGGGUCUGUGGAGGGUGGUGAGGAACCAGCAGCUGCAGCAGCAGUACAGUGAACAGUGCUUCCUCCAGCGGGACAGAGAGCGGGUCCGGAGGGUAGGGCCCCCACUGGCUGAACCGUUGCAGCAGCGCCGCACACCGCAGUGCCAGGUGCCCGGCACCGACAUCAGCCACCUGCUGCGCGUCCGCAAGGGCAAAGAGGAGCAGGGCUUCAUCGAUCUUGAGAUGUUGCCGCCCGAACUCAGCAUCACCAUCCUCUCCUACCUGAAUGCUACCGACCUGUGCCUGGCCUCCUGCGUGUGGCAGGACUUGGGGAACGAUGAGUACCUGUGGCAGGGCCUGUGCAAGUCCACUUGGGGUCACUGUUCCAUAUACAACCGAAGACUUCCAUCUGGAUUUUCAUACAGAAAACUCUACAUGGAAUUAGAUGAAGGAAGUCUAACCUUCAAUGCCAACCCGCAAGAGGGUAUCAGUUACUUCAUGUCCAGAGGUAUUCUUGUGGACCACCCGAAGGAAAUUGCCAAGUUUAUAUUCUAUACCAGAAUGCUGAAUUGGAAGAUGCUGCGGAUUUAUCUCGAUGAACGGCGAGAUGUCUUGGAUGAGCUUGUCACACUUCAUAACUUUAGUAACCAGUUCCUCCCUAAUGCACUGAGAGACUUCUUCAGACACAUUCAUGCCCCGGAGGAGAGGGGCGAGUACCUGGAGACCCUCAUCACUAAGUUUUCUCAUCGUUUCUGUGCCUGUAACCCCACUCUGGUGCAGGAAGUGGGCUUAAGUCCUGAUGCAGUGUACGUGCUGUGCUACUCCCUCAUCCUUCUCUCCAUCGAUCUGACCAGCCCUCACGUAAAGAACAAGAUGUCCAAGAGGGAGUUUAUCCGAAACACACGGCGGGCUGCUCAGAACAUCAGCGAGGACUUUGUAGGGCACCUCUAUGACAACAUCUAUCUGAUCGGCCACGUGGCGGCCUAGGCACUACAGCGCUUGACACGUUAGAGAGAGACUGCUGGCACGCAAAACAUUAGUGACUGCACUAGGAAGGAUUCUGCUUGAAGCUGGAAGAAACACUGUCAGAACUCUGCAGGUCAUUUUAAACUGAAGUCUUGUGAGUGAAGCCCUUGAUAUGAUGCUGCAUUGGAAAAGGAGUGGAGGACAGCCACAAUGUGAAGAAUCAGCAAAAGCGAGUCAGUUGUUAGCAGGCUAGCAAUGGUAGCGACAAGGUAUAUCUACCGCAAACCGCUUAAACAUGCAAAACCAUGUAGCUACAUGAAGAUAUAUGAGAUAAGCUAUGAAGUCAGUUAAAACUGAAUGUAGACUUUAUGGGGCUUGCGUCAUAUUUACAAAGAUAUCUAUAUUUUUUUUUUCCUCGUUCUAAUUUGGAAACCUCUCGUGCUUAUCAAAUGAAUGUCAGGUUUUUUGCCAUAUCUACAAAAUUCAGGCAAGUCUAAGACAUUCAGUCUAUGGUCACUGUGAUAUCAAAGGAUUGACAGACUAAAACAGCACACUUAUAAUAUUGAUUAUGAACAAAAGCAUUUUUUUAUUUUAAUUCUGUGUGUACUUUCUUGUUUUAGGGGGCUUUGUGUUUCUGCAUUGUCACUCAUGUCUCAUCUUCCGUGAGAAGAGUAAAACCCUGUGAGACAUUGUAUGCACUGAAUUUUUAUUAUGUAUCUUUCAUAGGUUUGGCAGUUUUUUUUUUUUUGCUCACCUUCCUUUCUACAGAUUGUUGAUGUUCUUUUUUUGUGCAUCACAUUCUGUUAGACUGUUUUCCAAUCAUUUAUAAAUUAUAUACACAAAAACUUCAUACAAGCAAAAGAAAUGAGCUAUUCAUUUCAUCUAAACAUUUGAGUGUGUUCAGCCAGAGAAAUUUCCUUUUACUCAAAUAAUUCAUUGGACAUCUUGUCUUUUAAUUUAAUAUUUACUCUCAGUUCAUAAAUGUGGGCAUUUUUCUUUUUUCUUUUAUUCAGACUUACUACAAUUGGGUGCCAAUAGUGAGGAUUAAAUACUAUACACAAUAAUGUAGAAUUAUUAUUAUUCACACACUCUGCAUAGUUUAAUUUAAUGUUGGACAUUUUAUUUGCACAUAAUGUAUAUAUUUAAGUAUAUAGAGAUUUAUAAACAUUAAAUUUUAUUUUGGAGUAUUUUAACUAAGAGUUGUGGUUUUUCUCUCAAUUAAAAGAGUGAAUUCUGUCCUUUUGCACUUUUUUUUUUUUUUUUUGGCAUAUUUACCAUGUCACAAUGCUAUGAGCACUCAACCACUCAGAAAACUGCUGCAGCAUUUAUUUGUGAAAUGUCAUGCCAAUAACUACAUAAUUCUGACCAUUGCUAUCUAGUGCUGAAAGAACUGUAUUUUUAAUAACAGAUUACAGCUCAUCUGUCCCUGAUUUUUGAUCUUUAUUUUUACAAUGCUCUGCAUUAAGUAGGUAUUUAUCCAGCAAAUGCAAUUCUGUUUAAACAAAUCUGCUUAACUGUAGUUAAAUUGCAGAAAAGAUUUGUUUAAUAUAGAUUUCAGAAUGAUAACACUGGACUAACGCACUUAUAGAUUGUAACAAAAAAAUAAAUAAAACUUUGCAAAGCGCUGUUUGCAUA
Messenger RNA from Onychostoma macrolepis, 2796 nucleotides. RefSeq names its product F-box protein 8 (gene fbxo8). NCBI's taxonomy places the organism in Eukaryota, Metazoa, Chordata, Actinopteri, Cypriniformes, Cyprinidae. The coding region runs from base 211 to 1182 and encodes 323 amino acids. Gene Ontology annotation, molecular function: protein binding; guanyl-nucleotide exchange factor activity. The transcript is spliced from 6 exons. The record is from RefSeq and is a predicted model, not a curated record. Gene Ontology annotation, biological process: regulation of ARF protein signal transduction.